CGCGCGUGCGCAGCCGUAGCGUGGAGGGUCGAGGCAGAGCCGCGGAAUCGCCGCGAGAUCCGGUCUCGGUCCACGCUGCCCGUCGCGCCGCCCGUCGGCCAAUCCAGCGUCCGCCGCUACCGCAGCCAUGGGAGUGCAGGUGGAGACCAUCUCUCCCGGAGACGGGCGCACCUUCCCGAAGCGUGGCCAGACCUGCGUGGUGCACUACACGGGGAUGCUUGAAGAUGGAAAGAAAUUCGAUUCCUCCCGGGACAGAAACAAGCCCUUCAAGUUUGUGCUGGGCAAGCAGGAGGUGAUCCGAGGCUGGGAAGAAGGGGUUGCCCAGAUGAGCGUGGGUCAGAGAGCCAAGCUGACUAUCUCCCCAGACUAUGCCUACGGUGCCACUGGGCACCCAGGCAUCAUCCCACCAAAUGCCACUCUCAUCUUUGACGUGGAACUUCUAAAACUGGAAUGACAGGAGUGGCCUCCUCCCUGAGCUCCCCAUUCUUGGAUGUGCCACAGAAGGAUCUGGCGCCACCAGACGCACACAGCGAGUCCGUGUGGAGCUCUUCCCGACGUUCCACUACACUCUUUGUAUAAGCAUCUUCCCAGACUGAAUGUGUUCUGUCACCGGCUUUGCUCUUCCCCUUCUCCUCGUAUGUGUGUUGACCUGAACUAUAUGCCAUAAACCUCAAAUUACUCAGUUUGUUUUUGUUUUGGGGUGAAGAUUGAGUUUCAGUCCUUUGGAUCUAGGUUUCCAAUUAAGUAUUAGUCAAGUAUUAACAGCACAAGUAAUGGGUUAUCUUUAGACUAGGAAUUGGUGUGGGGGGGGGGGGUGCAAGAAUCUUUAUUUUAUUUUAUUUUUUUGGAUAAAAGUUUUAUCUAUUAUAUAUUAAACGUUCUUGCUGCUGCGCUGCAAAGCCAUAGCAGAUUCGAGGCGCUUUUGAGGGCCGAAUUACUCUCCAAGUUGAGAGAUGUCCUCGGGUUGAAUUGAAAGCCCUACCCAAAACUGCAGUGGGAAGAGGGAGAGCCUUUGCCUCCGCUGCCCCACCCUCACCCUCCUCGUAGACCCUCUGCCUUUUGAAAGCAGAUCGUUUUCACUGAGAUGUUGGACAUUGCAGAUGUCUGUUCCCCAGGCCAGCAGGGACCUCUGAAACCUUCAUGGCCUGGCCUUUUUUUUUUCCAUCCUGUGGUUUUUCUAAUGGAUAUCCAGGAUUUUUGUAAUCGCAUAGCUAUCCAAGCUCUACUUCCUAAAUUUUAAGAACUUUAAUCGAAAGUUAAAUUGAAGGUGCUGUUUGUAGACACUUAACACCCAUGAAAGCCCAGCCAUCAUGACAAAUCCUUGAGUGUUGUCUUAAGAAAAUGAUGCUGGUCAUCACAGCUUCAGCAUCUCCUGUUUUUUGAUGCUCAGCUCCCCCUGCUGAUCUCAGAGUUUCCUGGCUUCUCCUUGCCCCCUCUCACCCCUUUGCUGUCCUGUGUAGUGAUUUGGUGAGAGAAAUUGCUGCCUACUCCCCCAGCCUACCCCCACCCCCUGCACUACACAUGAGUUUCAAGUUUUAUUAUUGCAAUAAAAGUGCUUUAUGCUGGCUU
Molecule: messenger RNA, 1569 nt
Organism: Budorcas taxicolor (takin)
Lineage: Eukaryota; Metazoa; Chordata; Mammalia; Artiodactyla; Bovidae
Gene: FKBP1A
Product: FKBP prolyl isomerase 1A
Exons: 5
Coding region: 128-454 (108 amino acids)
Molecular function (GO): peptidyl-prolyl cis-trans isomerase activity
Source: RefSeq, a predicted model, not a curated record